Brugia malayi is the source of this 2349-nucleotide messenger RNA. RefSeq lists its product as uncharacterized. Lineage: Eukaryota; Metazoa; Nematoda; Chromadorea; Rhabditida; Onchocercidae. The coding region runs from base 1 to 2349 and encodes 782 amino acids. The record is from RefSeq and is a predicted model, not a curated record. The transcript has 12 exons.
AUGGAAAUUAAUACAUUUGGCACUCAAUUCGUUACGCUAUUUCCAUGGAGUAACAAAGUAUCGAAUGGUACCUCACUUACCUUUGAAAUUGUUAAUGCAUCAGAAAAUGAGACAGCAACGAUUAUCAUUGAAUAUGACAUUGGCUUAGGACAUUUCAAAAGUAUGGCGGAAUUAUCAAAGGAUGUCAUUCAUGUCGCAUCAAAUUCUUUCAUUACACAUAAAUUUGAUCCAACGACAGUGAUGACACGGCCACUUAAAGAUGACAGAAGUAGUGUCAUCUCAGUUGGCGCAACACGAAUUUUCAUUUCUUCAAAUUUAUCAAUUUCAAUCAUAGAAUGCAUUUUUAUCACUCGCAGAAAUGGUGAUUGCUUCACAGUUUUACCGGUAACCAUGGCCGGAAAUCAUUAUUCAUUUUCAAUUGCAACAUUUAUGGGCAUUUCAACAGCUUAUUUCAUACCGACAUAUACUGAUUCAUACAUAAACAUUACAACGAUUACAAGGGAAUCUUUUAAACGAGUCAAUAGGACCAAUAGGAUUUCACGGUUUGAUCACGGAUCGAUGAUUUAUGCAUACAAUAAUUCAAUCAAUGAUUCCUUUACUGUGCACAUAACGAGUUCAUCACCAAUUGUAAUUCUAUUAGCAAUACGAACACAAUUGACGGAUAUUUCAAGUGAAAGCUUUGCAUGCACAAUGCUUAUGCCAUUGCCCGACAAUGUUUACUCUCGAAUAGCACUUCGAGAUGAUUUCGAUGUUCAUUUCACACCUCUGCAAUCUUUCGAGAAUUGUCAAACUCACCUCUUCCUGUCACCACCAAUGCAAAGUUGUCAAACGUUUACUGUCGCCACAUUUCGACCUAAUAGCACAAAGCUAAUUAAUGUUGAACCUUGCAAUAUCUUCGAUAAUAUCGUGAUGCAAUGGAAUUAUCACUUUAAGGACGCAAUCAUUGGUUAUGCAUCAAACAAUACUCUGUUCCAAUUACUUCGCUUUGAAACUUAUCAAAACCUUUACUCAUUUCUGGAUAUGAUACCUGCUUACUCGCAGUACCUUACCGGACGAAUGUGUUUUCCGUUUAAAAAUGAAAGUGAACAAUUAUUUCUGUACGACAUUUCACGUCAACAGGAUAGCAUAGUAUUAGAUGGUAAAGUAAUUGACGCGGAGUAUGUGCAAUAUUUUGAAAAUUCAUUUCGAUCCAUUACAAUGCGUAAAAUAAAUACAACAAAAUUAGAACGUGGAAUGCACUGCUUGGAAUCAAACGGACGUUAUUUACUUUUUAUAUUUGGUGGAAAUAGGAGAAAUUAUGGUUAUGCAUAUGCUUUUAAUGCAUAUCCGACGGAAACACUAAAAUGGACGAUGAAAAAUGAUGCAAACUUAUAUCACCAAGAUAUCUUCGGCGUAUCGUUUAUAACAUUAUUCCCGUGGAUGAUAGACGAGAAUGCUACUGAUAAUUUCAAUACUGACUUAAGUCUUGAUAUACUUAACCCUCAUCCAUAUAUGUUUGCAAGAGUUCGAAUCAGUUAUUAUAAUGGAUCAAAGGGAAAUUUAACUGAAAUAUUAUAUAACAUUAAACCAUACACACAUCAUAAGUUAAAAAUGAAUAAAAUAAUGAUGACAAAACUUUAUAAUGCAUACAAUGUUAGCAUUUAUAAGAGUUAUUAUGAUUCGCGAAUUACAAUAACAUCUACUAUUCCAAUAUCUGUCACCCAAUCUUGUUUUAUUGGUAAUAGAAUUGGUGACAGUUUUACAGUGUUACCAUUAAAAAUGGCUGGUCAAAACUAUUCCUUUUCAUUACCAAAAUCAGUGGCUAAUAAUAGUCAUUCAAUUGUUUAUCUUUUGCCAUCUUUUCAAACAACAAAAAUAUCAUUUAUAGCAAAAGUGGACGGGGAGGAAAAACUUUAUAAUAUCAAAACUAAGGCUGCAAAAAACUCUUCAAUUUUUGCUUACUAUGGAUCUGCUGAAGAAGUGUCAAUGAAUUUAUGGAGUGAUAAAUCAUUUCAAGUGAUUAUUGCUCUACAACGAUUGCUAAUCAUUCACAAUACUGAACAUCGAUUAGAUUUUGGUUGUACAAUGGCAGUACCUAUGCCAUCACAAAGUGUUUGUUCAAUGGAAAACGAUAUGUCAUUGCAUGAUAUGCAUUAUAUGUUCAUAGCACAACAUUACAACUAUUCGGGUUUUUUCACGAUGACACCGUCAGAUAGCAAAUGUUCAGCGUAUUACGUGGAUUUUUUCCCACGUAAAAAAUCAACGGUGAAAGAAAUUAAGCGAUUGAAAUUUGAACCAGCAACGAUGCAACAUUAUUUUCAGUUAUCAGGGCAAAUAUUCUCUGAUUUUUCAACAAUGUAUUGUAGGUAG